UUCUAAUCUACGAAUAUUUAUCUCAUUUUACACAUUUUCCCUAGAAAAUCUAGAGGAGCGAAACGGCGAGAAAAUUUAGAGAGAGAGAGAGAGAGAGAGAAUAGAGUUUUCCUCAUGGUAGAGAGAGAAGAAUUUAAGAGAGAGAAGGGGGCAGAGAGGAGCAAUUUAAGCUUACAUGACGGUUGAUUCGCAGAGACUCUUUUCAAGAUUUUUUUUCUCAGAUCAGAGAGAGGGAGGAUCUUUUGUAAUAAUAUACAGAAGGAAGCUCAUCUGGUUGUGCUGUACCAGACCUGAAGAUUGGCUACAACUUGCUGGGUAGUAAUCGAAGAGUGGAUUUUUCUCUGCAAUCAGAGAGUGGGAUUUUUCAGAGAGACUGAUUUUUAGAAUUGGGAUAUUGGAGUUCGCGUUUGAUUGUGCUGCCGAUUGAUCGUUGCGGCGUCGAUGGCCGAGCGGUCAGAACGGACCGUGGAGGAGCUGUACAACGCGACCGAGUCGAUUGCCGAACUGGAGAUAAUACCAGUCUUGAAAGGGAGUUAUCGGAUGCAAGGACCUGUUGAUGAGACGGAUCAUGAUAUUGAGAAGAAUACGGUAUCUUCUCGACCUGAAACAAAAUUUGGGAAGUGUUCCAUGAGUAAGAAAGUUCCUAUGAGAGGCGAGUCUGGGACUUGUAACGUGUGCUCUGCUCCUUGUUCAUCUUGCAUGCAUUUGAACCAAGCUCUCAUGGGGUCAAAGACUGAGGAGUUUUCUGAUGAAAGCUGUCGUGGAAAUGUUACUAGCCAGUAUUCUUUCAAUGAGAGUGGCCCUUUAUCUUCUCUUAAGUGUCGAACAUCUGAUAGCUUACAGCAUACCGCCAGUGAAACCAGUAACAUACUCAGUGUUAAUUCCGGUCAUGAUCCUUUCUCGGAAAAUGCUGAUAGUAAAUCAACCUUAAGGUCGUCUGUGAUAUCUUAUGCUUCUGAAGAUCUUGAGAUGCUUCCAAAGUUGACUCCUGGAGAAAGAAUCUCAGAGGAUCAACUUUCUUUCAAACCACAGUGUGUUUUGGAUCAGAGAACCAUCCCAAAUAAGUACAAGGAAAUUAAGGCAGUUGAAGGCCAUGAUGAUAACAUUGCAUGUGUUGGUAGACCCAAAGAUGCAAGUGUAGGGUUUAGUAAUCAUAAAAGGAAUAUAAACAGUAGUGCAACUUCAGUCAGUACUUUAGAUCCAGAGGGAUCAUGGAAGGGAACACAAUUCAACAAGUUGGCCUCAUCAGAGAUUCCUUCUUCAAAAGAUGCAGAUGCUAGCAGUAAUUCACUGAAGGACAAAGUUCUGGAAUGCUCAACUGAACUUAUCAAUUCAACUAAAGAGGCAGCUUCUGAUAUUGUUUCUGUCCAGAAAUGUUUUGCACAUAAAGGUGACCUUAUUGGUGGCAAUUCUGAGGCUUCAAUGAAAAAUUAUCCAAAGUCAGAAGCAGAGACCGAGAAGGAUCAUGAGAACCCACCGAGUGAAACUUUGAAAUCUUUAGGUGAAGAUGAGCGUAAUGAUAGUUCGAAGGAGUUGGUUGAGUUACCUGUCAUGCAGGAGCCUCCUUUGCGAUCAGUUCUUGGGGAUGAGAGUGAGGAAUCUGACAUUGUGGAGCAAGAUGUAAAAGUAUGUGAUAUUUGUGGGGAUGCGGGUCGUGAGGAUUUGCUUGCGAUAUGUAGUAGGUGCAGUGAUGGUGCAGAGCACACCUAUUGCAUGCGAAAAAUGCUCCGAAAAGUUCCUGAAGGUGACUGGCUGUGUGAAGAAUGCAAGUCUGCUGAGGAGGAUUCUGAAAACCAGAAGCAAGGUUCGGAAAUUGAGGUAAAAAGAGCAGAAAAAGUUAGUUCAAGCACACAUGUUUCUGGCAAGAGGUGUGCAGAAAAUAUGGAAGUGGCUUCAGCAAAAAGGCAGGAGCUAGAAACAGGUACAGGAUCACCAAAGCCAUCGAGUCCCAGCAGAAUAGUUACAGGAUCACCAAAGCCAUCGAGUCCCAGCAGAUUAGUUACAGGAUCACCCAAGCCAUUAAGUCCCAGCAGAAUAGUUACUGAAUUGCCAAAGCCAUCGAGUCCCAGCACAGUAGUUGCUCUAUCUCGAGAUUCUUCAUUCAAGAGCUUAGAUAAGGCAAAAGCAAAGUCUGCUUAUCAAACACCUUCUUGCAAUCAAUCUGGUAAUGAUAUCCCAGAAACUGUGCGCACUCCUAUGACCGGUCCACGGCCUCAAACAUCCAAGGGUACUUUGUUUAAAUCCAAUUCCUUCAAUGCCUUUAAUUCCAAACCAAAAGUUAAACUUGUAGAUGAAGUUCCGCAAAAGCAGAAGGGUGCUAGAGAACAUACUUCCAUUGAUAUGAAGGAGGGGCCUGCCAGAAUGAUAAGCAAAUCCAUGUCAUUUAAACCUGCAAACUCAGGACGUACAAAUGCUAGUGAAUCAAAAGUUAAAAUGCUAUCAUCUAAUUUUACCCAUGUUCAAGAUCUAAAAGGAUUGAAACAAGCAAAAGAACGUGGUCCAUUUGAAAGAAAAAAUUCAUGUAAACUGGAACGCCCUCUAAUCAGUUCAACAACAGCUAGUUCCACUGUUUUGACAGCUAAGGUUGACCAAAAGCUCGGAUCUCGUGGUGAAACCAGUUUGCCUUCCUUUGUAAGUAACAACCGAGAUUCAAAGGUUGUACAGUCAGAUGGAAAAUUAAGUCUAUCGAAAGUAACCAGCAGUGUAGGUCGUAAAGGUGUAGAAACUCCAGUUACUUCAGCCGGAGCUUCAUCUACUAGUGGAAUGUGUGGCUCCACUGCUGAACAAAAGUUGAAUCAAGUUAGUUCUAAGGAUGAACCUGUAGCCACUAAUUCUUUGAAUGCUGAGAGGUCAUCCAAUAAUGCUGAUGGAACAGUGCAAGAUGGUUUGCAUUGGUCGCAGGAAAUAACUAAUCAGCAUGAGAAAACUAGGGAGAGUUCCAGUAUACGCUCAGCCACAAGGCCUACUGCUGCAAGUGCUGCCAAAGGUGUUUCUUGUAAAAAAUGUAAAGAAAUUGGGCAUGUGGCAGAGUUCUGUACGGUCAGUAUUCCACAGGCUUCUAGUACUGAUGUAUCUGCAGCAAGAAGUUCUAGAGAGGAAGUGCAUGAAGGCAAUAAGUUGAAAGCUGCAAUUCAUGCUGCAUUGCUUAGAAGACCUGAAUUUUACAGGAAGAAAAGAGUACUUGAUCAAUCUGAUGACUUAUCCAUAUCAAACACGGACUUGAAUUACGAAAUAGCUUCUCACGAUCAAAUGUUGGUUUCCAAUAAGAUGAAGGAUGCCAUGUCCACUGAAGGAAGUUCUGAAGGGCCAGCUAUUCUUGGGAGUUCUACCUCCGAAUCUUCAAAACAGACUACUGUCAAUAGUUUGAAGCAGUUUGGUUUGCACCCAAUUGAUGUUUCUUCUUCCAAAGUGGAAGACUCAUAUUCCAAUGCUGUUUCUGUUGGAAAGCCUACAAUAAGGCAAAUUCCUUGUCAAGCUUCCACUGUUCUCCUGAAGAAAUCAGUCAUUCCUGAACAUGAAUCUAUCUGGCAGGGGGCUUUUGAAUUGCAUAGAGGUGGAAAACUUCCAGAAUUUUGUGGUGGAUUUCAAGCACAUCUAUCAACUUGUGCAUCACCUAAAGUUUUAGAAGUGGCGAACAAGUUCUCCCACAAAAUUUCCCUGCAUGAAGUAUCUCGCUUAAGCACAUGGCCAUCCCAGUUUUAUGAAAGUGGCGCUAAUGAAGAUAACAUUGCUCUGUACUUCUUUGCCAACGAUAAUGAGAGUUUUGAGAGAAACUACAAGAGCCUGUUGGAUAAUAUGAUGAAGAACGAUUUAGCCCUCAAAGGGAACUUUGAUGGCGUCGAACUUUUGAUAUUUCCAUCCAACCAACUUCCUGAGAAGUCACAGCGUUGGAAUACAUUGUUUUUCUUAUGGGGUGUGUUCAGGGGAAAGAGGGUGAAUUGUACUGAUUUGUCUAAGAAGUUACAAAUUCCCAGUUUGAAUGUGGUUCCGCUGAACAAAGAUAUUCCCCCUGCUGUCAUGACCUUGUCUGAGAACUUGUGUUCAGAAAGGUGUAUAGAUGAAGAACUACCAGCAUGUGACAGAUCUUGCAAUCUGGUCCCAAAAUCCAAUGCUCCUAAUCAGCCAUGUGCCACAGCACGUGGGGAUUGUGAAAACAAUGUAACUCCGCUUGAGCAGCAAGAUAGUAGACCAUACUGGGAAUCCAUUUCAAAGAUACGAACAAGCAUUGUGCAGUCAAGCCAAGAAAUGAGACCCAGCAGUCCGUCCUUGAAAGGGCGGUGUCUUCCAGAAAGACUGGAUGCACAGAUCAAAACCUCGAGUCAUGCAUCUGGAAAAAGUGGCUCCAACAGUGGUGAGAAGAUACUAAAGCAUAGGGAUGAUUCUUCUGACACAGAAAAUAUGCCGUCUUCCAGAAAUUUUCCUGCUGGCAAUAAGGAGUGUUGUGUCUUGAGGGUGGCUGAGAACAAAAUUCAAGGUAGAAUGAAUGAAGUCCUAGAUCAAGUUAAAGUUGAGAGGGAAUUGAAGGAAGAUGCUAGUUAUGUGGAUACAGAGGAAGCUUGGGAGAGAGCCCUGACAAUUCUCCGGAAACGUCCCUACUUGGAUCUUUCAGAGACGUCUCCCCAAACUUCUAAUGGCACGAGUCAGAAAAUGCCCUGGAAUGAAGUGAGCACUAUGCCAAUUUAUGGAGAAAGUGGUGGUAAGAGGCUGAGGACAGGUUGCAGUGUAAUGCUUGGACAUAACGAUUCCAGAGGUAGGCAUUAUGGGAAUUGUAAUUUUGCAUCUCAGGUAAUUGAUCCGGGCCCCUGUUCUUCCAUCGAGAAGAAAUUUGACGAAGUUUGUGAUGAGAAAGUGAUUUUGGAGGACUUGGGAACUCAUGAAAAGUACCUAUUUCCUGUGGAUUCACAUAGAGUAAAGGAUUUUGGAUUUAGGGAGAACUCCGAUUCUGGGGAAAAGUACACACGGGAUGAUGAUGGGGUUCCAAAUCUUGAGCUUGCUUUAGGGGCCGAGACAAAACCAGCAACUAAAGGAAUGUUGCCUUUCUUUGUUGGGUCAGUAGGCAAGAAAAAUAACCAAAACAUACUACCAGAUGCGGUGACCAGGGAGGAUGAUGAUGGUGUCUCUGCAUCCCUUUCCCUUUCCCUCUCGUUCCCAUUUCCAGACAAAGAGCAGACUGUAAAACCUGUAUUGAAAGCGGAGCAGCUGCUGCCCGAAAGACAAAAUUUGAAUAACUCACUGCUUUUCUUUGGGGGCUUCAGGAACAAAUAGAAAUGCUGCUAUGUUGGCAUUAGUAUGUACAUUAGCAUGCCCCACAUGGUUGUGGUGAAUGUGUACUGGAUCAUGUACGCUGAUCUCCUGUGGGCACAGGCAUCAUAGGUGAACCCAUUUUCCAUAUGUUCAUACCCAUACAGGAUUUACCCCACCUUUUUUCAUUUUAGCUGUUAAUUUUUCCUUACUCUUUUUUUUUUUUUUUUAAUAUUUUUGAGUGCAUACUUACGGCUCUGUAUAUAUAAAGAGAAUGAAAGCCGGCACACUAUCGAAAUGUCAGUAGGAGUUUGCAGACCAAUGUGUUCAUCAAAAGGUUAUCUUUCUUUCUUUCC
This is a messenger RNA of Carya illinoinensis, 5597 nucleotides long. RefSeq lists its product as uncharacterized. The transcript has 14 exons. NCBI's taxonomy places the organism in Eukaryota, Viridiplantae, Streptophyta, Magnoliopsida, Fagales, Juglandaceae. The record is from RefSeq and is a predicted model, not a curated record. Bases 442 to 5265 code for a protein of 1607 amino acids.